AUGUUCCCGUCUCCGUGCAUUGCGCUAAGCAGCACCACCUCAUUGUUCGCCGCAAAUUUAGCAACCUUAUCUACUCCACCUUCCAGCACCUCAAGCCACCGUACUGCCAGGCACCAUGGCCCUCAAAUCUCCGCGUCUGCUGCUCCUUCUGCGUCCGGACUUGUUGCGGAGAGCUCCACUGUCGCGGCCCUAGAAGGGAGCCUAACCCUGCAGAGUCCGUGCUUUGAAGCCCGUCUGAACGUCGGCGACACCGCGACUGGCAGGCUGAAUGGUGGUGAUGACACGUCAGACUCGGACAGUUCAGGGAUCGUGAUCUCGUCGUCGGAGUACAACAUGCGGAUGAAACGAGCCAUGGCUAACCCUUACGAGUAUCACCACCACCUUGGCAUGUACUACACGCGGAUCGCGCAGCACCUGCUGGUGGGCUCUCAGCCGCAGAGCCCGGACGACAUAGAGCGGCUGCAGCGCGAGGAGGAGGUGGCGGUGGUGCUGAACCUGCAGCAGGACCACGACAUCGCGUACUGGGGCGUUGACAUCCACCGCAUCACGCACCACUGCCGCCAGCUGGGGCUCCGGCACUACCGCCGACCCGCAGUGGACUUCGACCCUCACUCGCUGAGGCAUCAGCUGCCGGGCAUGGUGGCGGUAAUAGAGCGGCAUGUGUCAAGGGGACGGACUGUGCUCGUGCACUGCACUGCCGGCCUUGGCCGUGCGCCUGCUGCUGCCAUCGCCUUCCUCUUCUGGUUCCGUGACAUGGACCUGAGGACAGCAUACGAGAUGGUUACCACCAAGCGGCCGUGCGGCCCGAGGUGGGAGGCGAUACGGGGCGCCACAUACGACCUGGCAGACAGCCGCCCACAGCACUGCCGCCCACCACUGGAGCAUCUGCCCUCACAUGCCUUCUCUGAUGUGUCCCAGGAGGAGAGGAGGACGAUCCAGGAACGAGUGAGAGGGAUGUACCAUGGCCAUGGGUGA
Messenger RNA from Closterium sp. Yama58-4, 975 nucleotides. The record is from the annotation of a GenBank genome assembly. NCBI's taxonomy places the organism in Eukaryota, Viridiplantae, Streptophyta, Zygnematophyceae, Desmidiales, Closteriaceae.